GCUUGUUGUUUGGGGAUUCUUUGUGUCAUUUUGCUGUUGGGCAUCAUAGCAGUCUGUGUCUACACAUCUCUGCAAACUCUCAGAAGAUGAAAACUUGAGGAUCCACAACAAUCUGUCCGUCCAGUUUCACAAUCUGACACAAGGCUAUACUGUCUUAGAAAGUAAGAUUGUAAAACUGACUGCAGAAAACCAGAACCUGACAUCACAAAACCAGCAGCUGGAGUCACAGAGGAACAACUUAACAGAACAAAUACGAAACAUGGAGACAAAGUGGAAUGAGCUCAAUGUCAGUCGAGCUCAGUGGAGCAUUGAUGCCUACUGCCCAAAACCACAAAACCAAAACAGACAGUGUAAAGCUUGUCAGGGUGGCUGGUUACUCUCCCAGUCCAGCUGCUAUGGGAUUAAUAACCCUGAUGUUUCUGGUCAGAAAACCUGGGAAGAAGCUCGAGAAAACUGCAGAGGAAAGAUUUCAGAUUUGGUUGUUAUAGUUGAUCAAACGGAAAAGACAUUCAUCAGUAAAAACAGUUGGAGCAGUUCAGGAACCAAGGGAUACUGGAUUGGCCUGAGAGCUGAAGAUGGGAAAUGGAAGUGGGUCGAUGGAAGUGAUCUGACUGAAAACUCCUGGAUACAACAACCUGCUACCAACGGUCAGUGUGUAAUUUCUGUAGAGAAAGAAGGAUGGAAAUCAGUGAGCUGUGGUGACAGAAACAGAUGGAUCUGCAAAAAGAAGGCUUUAUCUCUUUAAACACUGCAGUCAUACUUGAGAAGGUUACUGGGGACUCUGUAACGAUUCAUUACAGAUAAGACAAUAUUAACCGGCUUAUAAAUAUUAAAGUACAAAGAUUUUUUUAACUCUUGUUUUUCAAAACACAAUUUAUUUAAAAUAUUUUUACAUUUUAAUAGAAACAAGCAAAUAACUUAUUACUAGUAAAAAAGAUUAUAAACCUGUUUGUGUAUUGCUGUUUGUGUUUCACUGCAGAAAAACAGACACUCAGAUCUAAUGUAUAUGAGCAGUUAAAUAAUGGAUUAUAUUGAUUCUGUGAAUCUGACUGCUGACACCAGUUACUGAAUGUGCUUUUCUUCUGCUUUGUUAGAGAUGCAGUGCUUAUGAUUUGUGCAGUAAAGAUCUCCAGUUUAUUCCCAUUUUUAUUUACCCCUUCCACCUAUCCUCACAUCCUCACUUUCUUUCCUUCUUUUCAUAUCACUGAUUGGUUCUUGCUUUCACCUUUCAUCUCUCCUCGUUCACCUGUUCACACUUUGUUUAGGGACCGCACUCCUUUUCACUCACUCUUUGACUUUCACAUUUCUUUUUUCUCAAAUUAUUAUUUAAAUUUAUUCUUGAAAUGAGAACACAUCAUUGACAUCAAUAGAUGCCACAUGCCCAUUUAAAGAGGUUACUUCCUCAAUUAAAAGACACAAAACAGUAAUAAUAAUGUAUAAUGUACUUCGCAUACAUCUAAGACAAGGAAAAAGGAUCUCAUAACGGGUAAAAAACGUAAACGUAAAUGUACGAGCUUCACUGUGGUUUGCAGAGGUCCACAGCUAUGGAAUGAAAUUGAUUAUACUAUAAAAAUACUACAAAAGGACCUUAAGACGGCAGCUACUAGAAAUAGAUGUUCAAGCUACAAUUACUUAAUGGCUGGGGACAACAUUUAGAUGAUGAUUUGUUUUUUGAUUGUGGAAUCUGUUUAAAAUGUACUGCAAAUCUUAUUUAUCAGAGUUUCUAUUCAAUGUACGUUUACCUACCUAAUUAAUGAUGGACUGAUACAAAUUUUUAUAUUCUUGUCUGUUUGUUUAGGGACCACUAGGAUUACGGUAGCUUAGUUUUUAGGGUAUUAUGUUGGUACAUUUUUGGAAUACUUAAUUGUAGUAUAUAUUUAGAUAAUAUCUUAAUAGUUUGUAUAUAUGUUAAAUUAUUUCCUUACUUUCUGGGCCCUUAGAUACAAGCUUGAGAUAGCUUAUAUGGGUGUCACUAUUCACAAAUCAGUAUAAGUUUUAUGAUUGUACUUGUAAUAUAAUGUCUUGUUGUUGUGAAUAAAGUAUUGAAUGAA
This is a messenger RNA of Micropterus dolomieu (smallmouth bass), 2051 nucleotides long. Its product is annotated as C-type lectin domain family 17, member A-like. Bases 260 to 745 code for a protein of 161 amino acids. Lineage: Eukaryota; Metazoa; Chordata; Actinopteri; Centrarchiformes; Centrarchidae. The transcript has 5 exons. The record is from RefSeq and is a predicted model, not a curated record.